Molecule: messenger RNA, 1503 nt
Organism: Dermacentor andersoni
Lineage: Eukaryota; Metazoa; Arthropoda; Arachnida; Ixodida; Ixodidae
Source: RefSeq, a predicted model, not a curated record
GUACCAGACAAAUAAGUCAGAGAAAGCAUAGUUGAAGCUAAUUGUUAUGUUUAAUUGCAACGUAGAGAUAUUAGUGCCGGGUAAUCUCGUACACAAACGCGCAAGAAAGUUGCAGGGGGGAUUGUCCCCACGGCAGCUGACUUGGUAAAGCACCACACGCUUAAUGCAAAGACGGGGUGCUCGGUCCCUAUCGGCGGCAAGUUAUCUUUUUGUGCCCUUUCAUUUCCCUUAAUGUUAUUUCUUCGUCAUUUUAAUUCAACACGACAACUACUUUCUCCUAUGCUUUCUCUGACUUAAUUAAUCGUCUGUUUCUUCAUAUGGAUGCGCCUUAAAAAAAAAAAAAUCGGGCCCCUCGGUUCCUCUUACUCCACUUGCUCAUCAAAAGCGGGGCACACAGGAGGACAGGAAUGCCGACUAGCGUCCAUGUCAGCCUCAGUAAACGCGGCGACACGGCACCCUUUCUUUUCCCGCUACUGUUUGCUCAGACGAGUGAUGUUCCCUCGAAAAAACAAGUUAAAGAUAAGGACUUCCAGCUCACACUACACGUUUGUCGUCUCUUCGACUCGUGGGUUGGAGCUGCGACUAUGUACUCAGGUGCCGUUCAGCUGCGCCUCGUAGAAACAAGAGGAAGCAAAAAUCGACGAACGACAAUCGCAAGCACUAGCGAAAUCAUAAUAAUGGCCAUUCCACGACCAAGUAUGGCGACAGUUACAUGCCGCGAACAUUAAGUCCAUAUACGACUGUCCGGAAAGUUGGCCGCACCUUGGAUGCAUCGUGUGGGCCACGCAUCCGCAUUCCGUUCGUGUUGAGAUCACGAACCACAAAACGAGCCGAGCUUCUACGUGGAACGGCUGCCCGGUGGUAGGCGCCAUGUUUCGUGGCCCCCUCCCGGAACGGAGCUGGUCUUUCCUGGUUGCAACAUUAUUAGUGGCCUGCGCCACAACUCCCAGCAGUGAAAAAAGCCUCUGCAACACGACACCCGACGAGUCGACCAUGCUGCAGGUAAUCAAGCCAGUUGCCAGGACAGUCUUUGUCUGCGUAGACGAAGUCCUCCUGGCCUACAAAAUUCGUGGAGAAUUCGCGAGCGCGGUGCUACAGUUAUUUUGUCAGCAGUACUACAACUGCGUUGGAAAAUUCAUGGGGAAAAAAGCUACUAAGGAAGGCCGGAACGAAUCCCUUCACUGCAUGAUACAGUACAUGGAGCAGAACCUCCCACCUGACCUGCCUACCGGCGACCACGAGCCGCAAGCACUGGUGGCGCCGUUUAUGGCCUGCUUCAUGAGGCGCCUCGACCUCCCAUGGGAAAACGAGAAAAAAGCCAACGCAGUGAUCCACUGGUUCUACGAGAUCGUACGCCCCUGAAAGUUUCCGUGCAGAAAGGAUCGAUUAAUUAAAUGAAUUAUUUCGUUUCUGUAGAUACUGAGAAAGUGUGCAAAUGGGUCUUGCUGCUGCUGUAGAUUUAUUUAACAGUCUCAAUAAAAGGAGUAAUAUUGUUAUGUGGAA